AAAACAGGCGGGCGCCACAUUCAGAAGCGAGCCGGACCGGACCGGACCGGAGAGGAGACUCGUCCGACUUCCAGUUGCCGCGCGCUGUAAUUAUUGUUUAUUAUUGUUUUAAUCUGCGCGGAGAGAAAAGCGGACGCGUCGCAUUUCGUCGCAACAUGGCCGCGAUCAGCCAAACGGACCUCAAGGAGGUCUUCGGGUGCGCUCAGAAGGCCCACAGCAACAAGGCCAAGCUGGUGGCCAGCCUCAAGAACCGCUACGACAAACUGGAGGACAAGAGCUCCUUCCACCAGCAGUUUAUCGGCUUUCUGAAACACGCCAUGAUUGUUUACAAGCGGGAGCCCGCUGUGGAAAACGUCAUCGAGUUUGCGGCCAGAUUCGCCACAAGUUUCCAGUGUCCGCCCAAAGAUGUACAAGGAGAAGACGACGACGACGAGGAGGAGGACGAUCAUCCAUUUUUGAGUUUCCUUUUCAACUUCUUGCUGGAGUCCCACGAGGCCAACAGCCACGCGGUGCGCUUCCGCGUGUGCCAGCUGAUCAACAAGAUACUCGGCAGCAUGCCGGAGAACGCUCAGAUCGACGACGACCUCUUCGAAGGCAUCCAUCGCAGCAUGCUGGUCCGGGUCACCGACAAGUUCCCCAACGUGCGCAUCCAGGCCGCCUCGGCCAUGACCCGACUGCAGCAGCCGAACGAUCCCGACUGUCCCACCGUCAGCGCCUUCCUGAAGAUUCUGGAACACGACACCAAUGCCGAGGUGCGCCGGGCCGUCCUCUCCUGCGUCGCCAUGUCGCCUCGCACCCUGCCGAAAGUCCUCAAACGCACCCGCGACGUGAAGGAAAAUGUCCGCAAGCUGGCCUACCAGGUUCUGGCCGACAAGGUUCAUUUUCGAGCUCUGUCCAUCGCGCAAAGAGUGAGUCUGCUGGAGCGGGGACUCCGCGACGCAUCGGAAGUCGUAAAGGAGACGGUGCGCUCCCGUCUGCUGCCCGCUUGGCUUUCGCAACUGGACGGGAACAUCCUGGAGCUUCUCCACAGGCUGGACGUGGAGAACUGCGCCCCGACGGCUUUGGCCACGCUGCCGGUGGUUUUCCGGGCCGCGGACGCCGACGACCUGCUGCGGAACGCCGCGGGGCUGGACGGCAGGAAGCUCAUCCCGGCGGAGGCGCUGACGUGCGAGAAUGCGCUCUACUGGCGAGCUCUGAGCAAGUUCGUCAAGGAAAAAGGCGACGACGGCGACGAAAUGUUGGAGCGGAUCCUGCCGGACGCCGCCGCUUACGCCGACUACCUCGGCGGGUAUUUGAAGGCGGUUCCGGUUCUGUCGGAGGAGCAGAGAGCCGACUUCAGCCAGCUGGAGUUGGUCAUGACCAAAGAUUUCAUCUCGCAGCAGCUCAUCCAGCUCAUGGACUGCCUGGACACCAACGAGGAGGGCGGCAGGAAAUGUCUCGUGGCCGUGCUGCGCGAGAUGCUGACCUCGCCGCAGACGCCGUCCUCGCUGGUGGUCUCGCUCACCGACAAGCUCCUGGCGCUCGUGCCCGAUGACAACCGACGCGUUCUGACCGUGGCAGAAAUCAUCUCGGACCUUCGGGCGCCAGUCGCCGAAGCCAGUCAGCCUCCGGACGAGAACGCCAGCCGUCGCCAGCGGAUUCAGCUCGCAGAGGUGAAGGUUCGCAUCAUGGAGGCCAAACAAGCCCUGGAGGAGUCCGUCGGCGCUCAGGACUUCGGCCGCGCCGCCCAACUGAAGGACGUCAUCGCGGAGCAGGAGAACCGGCGCAACCAAAUCCUCCGGGAGAUCGAGGCCAGCGUUCAGACGGUCGACAACGAGAUCCGCGCUGAGAAGAACGACCCGGAGACGCUGCUGAGGUGUCUGACGAUGUGCGCCGAGCUGCUCAAGCAGAUGAACGUGAAGAACCCAAUCGGGCCCACCGUCGGCGCUUUAAUGUCUUCGCUGGUCCUGCCCGGCAUCGCCAGCGCUCACCCGACGGUCCGGAGCACGGCUGUGGUGUGUCUGGGUCUGUGCGCUCUGCACAGCAGGCAGCUCGCCAAGACGCACUUCGUCCUUCUGCUGCAGAUCGCUCAGCUGGACGAGGUCAAGAUUCGCAUCAUCGCUCUGCGAGCGGUCACCGACCAGCUGCUGCUGUUUGGCUUCCAGCUGCUUUCCGACGACGGCGACGGUGGAAAGCCGCCGUCGCCGGACCGGGAAACGGCGGCGCCGGGUGAAGCCGACGGGGAGGACGGCGCUCGGAACGUUUUGGUGAUGCUGUCGGAACUUCUGGACAGUGAGGUUUCGGAACUGCGCACGGCGACGGCCGAAGGUUUGGCCAAACUGAUGUACGCCGGCCGCGUGUCCAGCGCCAAGAUCCUGUCACGUCUGGUUCUGCUGUGGUACAACCCGCUCACCGAGGACGACGUCGGACUCCGGCACUGCUUGGGCGUUUUUUUCCAGCUCUACGCCAGGCAGAGCAGGGCCCACCAGGAAGUGGUGGAGGAGAGUUUCCUCCCGACCAUGCGCACGCUGCUGAACGCCCCCGCCACGUCUCCGUUGGCUCAGGUGGACGUCAACAAUGUGGCGGAGCUCUUCGUGGAGUUGACCCGUCCGAGUGCGCUCGUCAAGCCCGACGCCGAGGAAGUUCGCGUCCACGACUAUUUGGCGUUGCGCGUAUGCGGCGAGAUGCUGAGGGACCCGAAGGCCCCCGAGGUGCACCUCUACGCCAAAACCCUGAGCUAUCUGGAGCUGAGCGGGAACCAGACGGUCAGGGAGGACCUGCUGUCCCUUUUGCAGCAGCUCGCCCAGGUGGUGAAAGAGCGGGUGAGCCUUCGCGCUCUGGACAAGCUGAUUUCUCAACUGGCGGAUUCGAGGGAGGAAGCCGAGGUCCUCGGCGCGUCCGUGCCGCGGCCCAAGGACGUCGGCGCAGACGAAACCGUCGCAGACGAGCCACCAAAAGCACCCGCGAGAGGCAAAAGAGGUCAAAGGAAGGCGGGCGCGGCCAAAGGGGGCCGAAAGGCGAGCAAGAGGACGGGAUCCUCCGAGGAGAGCAGCGACGGGGAAAACGUUCCCGACGCGGUCCCGGCGGCGCGACCUUCUCGCAGGGCGAAGAUCGCCGCCAUGGAGAAGACAAAACUGGAUCUGAAUCCCCUCCUCAACCAGGAGGCCAACGUGUCUUGAAGUCUCGUCAGAUGACUUUUAACAAUAAACGUCGUGUACACAGUG
Molecule: messenger RNA, 3203 nt
Organism: Syngnathoides biaculeatus (alligator pipefish)
Lineage: Eukaryota; Metazoa; Chordata; Actinopteri; Syngnathiformes; Syngnathidae
Gene: ncapg
Product: non-SMC condensin I complex, subunit G
Exons: 21
Coding region: 156-3158 (1000 amino acids)
Biological process (GO): mitotic chromosome condensation
Cellular component (GO): condensed chromosome; cytoplasm; condensin complex
Source: RefSeq, a predicted model, not a curated record